Molecule: messenger RNA, 919 nt
Organism: Nicotiana attenuata
Lineage: Eukaryota; Viridiplantae; Streptophyta; Magnoliopsida; Solanales; Solanaceae
Exons: 3
Coding region: 186-728 (180 amino acids)
Source: RefSeq, a predicted model, not a curated record
AGUAUUACUCGAGUUAAAACUUACUACUACUCUGUUGUUUACAGCACUUGUAUAGUGGUAAAUCAACGGUUAGGAGCACCUGACUGGUUGAUUGCUUGGGGGAUAAAUAUCACUCCACUGUUUCUGGGGGCACGAUUUUGAGUUCGUAUCAAAGACGACUUUACAGAAAGUUAAUACAGUAAACCAUGUCGCUUGCAAUUACGCUCCAAUCGCAACUUCCAUCCAUUUUCAGGACUUCACCCUGCAUUAGAGCCUCGGCAGCUGAGUCACGUUCGACGGAUGUUUCUCUAGCGCUCCCCACAUCUCCUUUGGGUCGUGCUCUUCGGUUCUCGAACAUUCCCACUGGCUCAAUUGCUACCGGAAACCGGGCCGGACGAUUAAGAUCCAUUCGUUGUCUAUCUGCUCUGAAUCCUAAUUUGAAGGAUACGCUGGAUAAGGUUGUCACAUCACAAAAAAUUGUGCUGUUCAUGAAGGGUACCAAGGACUUUCCACAAUGCGGAUUCUCAAAUACAGUGGUUCAGAUAUUAAAAUCGCUAAAUGCACCCUUUGAGACAAUAAAUAUCCUUGAAAAUGAAGCACUUCGUCAAGGAUUAAAGGAGUAUUCUAGUUGGCCAACCUUUCCACAACUCUACAUUGAUGGGGAGUUCUUUGGUGGCUGUGACAUCACUGUAGAGGCAUACAAGAGCGGAGAGUUGCAAGAAUUGCUAGAAAGGACGUUGUGCUCCUGAUGGAUUCAGAUGUGAUAAACCCAUUCUUGAAUAGUUAUGGACUAUCAGGUGUAUGUUAUUCUUACUGCAGAUGAUAAGAAUAUACUCUAUGUUUGUUUCCUUGUCAAGGACUGGACUUUAUGACAUGAAUACAUUCUGGAAAAUACGGUUUUCAAUUGCAUCCAUUAAGUAUAUCAUUGCAGAGUGCUUGA